UUUUUGUUGUUGUUGUUGUUUUCUUUUCUUUUCUCUUUCUUUGGCGCAUUUCAACAGGGAAAAUUCCCUUUUGACUGCCUUGUUGACCCUUUGCUAAUAAAGGGCACUAAAAAUGCGUUGUUUUCAAGUUUUAAUCAAGAUUAGGGAAUUUUUCGGCCACAGCUCUGUCACACUAGAGACCCCUUGUGAUAUAAGAAGAAUUUGCAUAAGGAAUGUUCCCGAGACACCACCCUGGGUAGUGUUCUAAUAGCCGAGACGGGCGUGACAAAACAAGUGGAGCUCGAGACUCUGGUACCCAUGGUAACCGAGACACAGACUUGUAUGCCCUUCUCAAAUAACAAGCUCUCGGUUUCCUGGAAUUGCGCUGUUUACGAGCUUGUGCCACGAUACAGGGAAUUUCCCUUGCUUCUGAUCCGAAUUCCGCUAAAUAGACUGCGCUAUAUCACAUAAACACUGCUCCCUCGUGGUUGUCUUAAAGCACACGCAAAAUUUUCAGACAAGAUGGGGGAUAGAUGGUACAAGUUAAAGAUGCCGUGCCCAGUUAGUUACUGCCCAAACAAAGAAAAGAUGCAAGAGACCUGGGUUUGUUCUAAAGAUGGCACUACCAUGUACGUGUCACAAAAGGGGGUUCUAGAGUGUGCCAGAGGACUUGGGCUGCUACCACACAGUGGCAAGAUCGUCAACUGGAAGUUUGACUGCGGUUAUCGAGGGGCAAAUUCCCCACAUUCCUGUGACACACGGUUCCUUGCCCCCGACAAACAGGGCUUCGCCCACGCCAUGUCGAUUGCUGUGGCACAAAUGGGUUGCGCGGGAGCAACCUGGGUGACUCAGCUUGUAAGAGAAAUAACUGACCAAGGUGCCACGCUUGCAGAUUAGUACAAAGUGCUUAACGUUGUUAAUGUAAUAAAGACACUCUAGAGCUUCA
Molecule: messenger RNA, 925 nt
Organism: Nematostella vectensis (starlet sea anemone)
Lineage: Eukaryota; Metazoa; Cnidaria; Anthozoa; Actiniaria; Edwardsiidae
Exons: 3
Coding region: 502-876 (124 amino acids)
Source: RefSeq, a predicted model, not a curated record